Molecule: messenger RNA, 3277 nt
Organism: Xenopus tropicalis (tropical clawed frog)
Lineage: Eukaryota; Metazoa; Chordata; Amphibia; Anura; Pipidae
Gene: creb5
Product: cAMP responsive element binding protein 5
Exons: 12
Coding region: 350-1696 (448 amino acids)
Biological process (GO): regulation of DNA-templated transcription
Cellular component (GO): nucleus
Molecular function (GO): sequence-specific DNA binding; DNA-binding transcription factor activity; DNA binding
Source: RefSeq, a predicted model, not a curated record
AUAGAAAGUAUUGUAAUCUUCUCUCAGUCCAACGUGGUUCCUUUGUAGUACAUGGCACUGUGUCUUUAAAAACUGCUUGUGUAUGUGUGAUGCAGGGGGAAGUCACUCCCCCACUCUAGAAAGAAACGGAGAGUCUCUAAGCAGCCUGGGAAGAGUUCGCUUCUCCAAGUGUUUGCCCUGUACAUGCUGCAGCCAAAUAAGUUAGCACUGUGCUCACUUUACCUGCUGCACCACAGCCUCCAGUGAGAGGAGCCCUGGGAACCAAAGUGCCUGUCACUCACAGAGACAUACAAACCUGCACACUUAUUCCUCAUCUUCUACAUUCAUUUGGAUUUAUGAGGAACAAGAGAUGAAUUUGGAGCAGGACAGGUCCUUUGUAUGCAAUGCACCAGGCUGCUCGCAGCAUUUUCAGUCAGAGGAUCACCUUAUGAUUCACAGACACAAGCAUGAAAUGACCUUGAAGUUUGCUUCCAUAAAAAAUGACAAUAUGUUAUCAGACCAAACACCAACUCCAACUCGUUUCUUAAAAAACUGUGAGGAAGUGGGCCUCUUCAAUGACAUUGACUGUUCUUUGGAGCAUGAAUUUAGAAGUGCUCAAGAAGAUGAGAACAGCAAAAGAAGUAUUACUAUGCACAAUGCAGCAGGAGGAAUGACAGGCCCAGGGACUCACCAGCUCUCAAACCCACGGCUGCCAAACCAUGACACCAGCGUUGUAAUACAACAAGCCAUGCCUUCUCCACAGUCCAGUUCAGUCAUAACACAAGCACCUUCUACAAACCGUCAGAUUGGGCCUGUUCCAGGCUCUCUUUCCUCAUUACUACAUCUGCACAACAGACAAAGACAGCCCAUGCCUGCCUCAAUGCCCGGCACCCUCCCCAAUCCCACCAUGCCUGGAUCUUCAGCGGUACUAAUGCCAAUGGAAAGACAGAUGUCAAUGAGUUCCAAUAUCAUGGGGAUGCAGGGCCCAAACAUAAACAAUCCUUGUGCUUCACCUCAAGUCCCACCAAUGCACUCAGAAGCUAAAAUGAGAUUGAAGGCAGCUUUAAGCCAUCAUCCAGGAGCUAUAUCCAAUGGGAAUAUGAACUCUAUGGGUCACAUGAUAGACAUGAUGAAUUCCCGACAGGACCAGACUCCACAUCAUCAUAUGCACUCUCACCCGCAUCAGCACCAAAGCCUGCCCCAGCAUCAUCCGUACCCUCACCAACAGCACCAGCAUCCGCCACACCAUCCUCACUCUCAACCCCAUCACCAACAGGGACACCCUCAUCAUCACUCUCAUUCGCACCUUCAUGCGCAUCCGUCACACCAUCAGACGUCUCCACACCCUCCCCUGCACACAGGGGGACAAGCACAGCUCUCACCAGCAGCACAGCAAAUGCAGCCCACUCAGACAAUACAGCCCCAACAGCCCACGGGAGGCCGUCGCAGGCGGGUUGUGGAUGAGGAUCCAGACGAAAGGAGGCGAAAGUUUCUGGAAAGGAACCGAGCAGCUGCCACCCGGUGCAGACAGAAAAGGAAGGUCUGGGUGAUGUCACUGGAAAAGAAAGCAGAGGAACUGACCCAGACAAACAUGCAGCUUCAGAAUGAGGUUUCAAUGUUGAAAAACGAGGUAGCACAACUGAAACAAUUAUUGUUAACGCAUAAAGACUGUCCAAUAACUGCCAUGCAAAAAGAGUCACAAGGAUACCUGAGAUGAGUACUGCUACUCAAAAGCUGCCCAGUGCAUGGCCCUGAAAACAGCCCACCAGAAAGUCCUGUCCCAGCCUGCUCACAGCAACAAGUCAUUCAGCAUAACACAAUUACAACUUCCUCCUCUGUCAGCGAUGUCGUUGGAAGUUCCAACCUCAACCCGCUUGCCAAUCACAGAACAGACAUAAAUCCCAUUCUCUGAAAGGUUGGGCUUUAGAACUGCCUUCGGGGGUUUGGUAUAAUAUCAGAUCUUCCACUUUUAUGAACUUUUUACUCAUCUUUAUUUGAAACCUGGAAGUAUCUUCAGUCCUUGAAUGACCUUGGCCUUCCUUUUUUAUACUUACUAUUAAAAAAUGUGUCUUUUUUACUUAAAAAAAAGGAAUUUAUGCAAUUAAUAUGCUAGCAACUUUGGGAAAUGUUUUCAGCUUUCUCGAUUUUCUGGUACAAUUUUAAUUGUUUAUGAACUAAAGCAUUUAUGUACAUAGCUGUUUAUUUUUGUUUUUCUUACCAGUCUACAAAGUGGCCUGAAACAAAGAGUCUGCUUAUUUUGAAUUGAUACUUUAUUACCAUAGUAGCAUCUUAUAAUACUCAAACAUGUCUGGUUUGUAGUUUUGCAUCUCUCCUUGCCUAGGCUCGGCAUUAUUCUUCCGUUAGGGAUCUCUAGAGCUCAGUUUAUUAGAGAAAUCUUCCGUUCCCAAAGAAAUGAACAAAUUCUAGCUUUGAUCUUUGUUUCUGCUCUUCUUUUCUCUUCACAUCGAGGCUGCUGAUUGAAAAGUCAAUAUGGAUAAAAAAGUAUUAUGUAAGAAAUAUGCUUUUCAAUUUGUCAGUGCCCUGUUAAGGUCCCCAUGUUCACAAGUUCAGCUGAAGCAGAUCUGAGCGUGCACUGUUUUCUAUUUAGUUUAAUCCAGCAAACCAAAACAAUAUGCAGGCUGUUUUUAUAUAUAUAUUAUAUAUAUAUUUUAAGAAAGCAUUUACUUCUUAAAUUGUUUUGAUUCUUAUUUUUUUGCCUUUCUACUUCUAAUAUAGAAAUACAAAUACCCUUUAUAAAAAUCAUAUAUAUUAGUACACCACUUGUAAAACAAAAAAAAAAAGUGAAAAUGUCUCAAAUACCCCAGGUGCUAAUUUCCAUGUACUUUUUUUUCUCUCUGUGGAAAGGACAUAAAGUGAAAUUGUACGAACAUAUGCACUAAAGGUAUAAUGAUGCAUGUUGCAUUUGGUUAUAUUCAGAGUUCUUUUAAACUUUGCUUUUGUUGGAUUGGUCAAAAUGCAUUUUAGGAGCCUCUGUUGCCUGAUUUUUCUCAGUUUAGUAAUGUGACAACUUGACAUAUUUAUUUUCACGGCUCGAGUCUGUCUGUUUCUUAUGCUAAACAGACAAGCUAACGAUAUAAGUUUGCUGUUCUUUAGCAAUUACCAAAUGGUGGAAGUGGUACCGCUGCCUGAGCUUGCCAUCAACUGCAAUCCAAAAGGAGCAAAUCAAGUUUGUCAUGAAACACUGCUAAUAUAAACAUGCACAUUUUUGUACAGGUAUGGGAUCCGUUAUCCGGAAACCAUUAUCCAGAAAGUUCCAAACUCAUAGAUUCCAUUAUAA